Messenger RNA from Andrographis paniculata, 1176 nucleotides. Its product is annotated as oxygen-evolving enhancer protein 2, chloroplastic-like. The transcript is spliced from 4 exons. Gene Ontology annotation, biological process: photosynthesis. The record is from RefSeq and is a predicted model, not a curated record. Lineage: Eukaryota; Viridiplantae; Streptophyta; Magnoliopsida; Lamiales; Acanthaceae. Gene Ontology annotation, molecular function: calcium ion binding. Bases 119 to 901 code for a protein of 260 amino acids. Gene Ontology annotation, cellular component: photosystem II; photosystem II oxygen evolving complex; extrinsic component of membrane.
CAUCAUCCUUCCUUCUUUCCAAAUUUCAAAUUCCAAAUCAAAUUCAGUAUUUUGUUUUCAAUAAUCAGGCAGACAACCAAAGGAUCGAAUUCCCCCAUCAUCGUCGUCGUCGUCGAGAAUGGCAAUGGCUUCCUCCUCCUCCCCUUCGUGCUUCGCUGUUGCAACAGUAAAAACCCCUCGCUAUGCCAAUUCAAAUGCUUCUUCCAAGCCUCUCCUCUGCCGGGCAGGGGCAGAAGCUGCUCGAGAAACCGUCCCCGCCCUAGUUUCCCGGAGAUCACUGGCCCUCACAUUUCUCGCCGGCGCUGCUGCUCUUGCCUCCAGAGUCUCUCCUGCAGAUGCCGCCUAUGGCGAAUCAGCCAACAUAUUCGGAAAGCCGAAAACGAACACGGAUUUCAAGCCAUACGUGGGGGAUGGAUUCAAGCUGUCCCUACCCUCCAAGUGGAACCCUAGCAACGAGGUGGAAUUCCCCGGGCAGGUCCUCAGGUACGAGGACAAUUUCGACUCCACCACCAACGUCUCCGUCCUCAUCACCCCUUCCGACAAGAAAUCCAUCUCCGACUACGGCCCCCCUGAGGAAUUCCUCUCCAAGCUCGAUUUUCUACUGGGAAGACAGGUCUACUUUGGCCAAACUGAUGCUGAGGGUGGAUUUGAGUCGGGGGCUGUGGCCACUGCAAACAUACUGGAGACAUCGUCGCAGGUGAUCAAUGGAACUCAGUACUACUUCUUGUCGGUGUUGACAAGAACUGCAGACGGAGAUGAAGGGGGGAAGCAUCAGCUGAUCACCGCAGCCGUGAAGGACGGGAAGCUGUACCUCUGCAAGGCACAAGCCGGCGACAAGAGAUGGGGCAAGGGCGCCAGAAAGUUCGUCGAGAGUGCAGCCACAUCCUUCAGUGUUGCUUGAAUCAAAAUUCAAUAUGUGACUACAUUUUCAUGUAUGUAUGUAUGUAUGUAAUACAGCAUAUUAAGAUCCAUCACUCACUAGACUCAUUAAUCUUUCACCACCCUUUUGGUUACCUCCAUUUUAGAGUUGCCCGCCUCCCUACAUUAAGAAGAAGAAGAAGAAUGGCUGAAUCUGUUUAUCCUCAACCUAUCCCUAUCCCUAUUCCUAUCUAGAAGAGGAAGAACACAAAAAUGGAAUUGCUUUUGCUUAAUGCUACAUUGCAGUUUCUGAGAUUA